Molecule: messenger RNA, 2376 nt
Organism: Magallana angulata
Lineage: Eukaryota; Metazoa; Mollusca; Bivalvia; Ostreida; Ostreidae
Exons: 5
Coding region: 58-1275 (405 amino acids)
Biological process (GO): negative regulation of DNA-templated transcription; negative regulation of circadian rhythm
Cellular component (GO): nucleus
Source: RefSeq, a predicted model, not a curated record
GAUAACAUUGGACGCUAUCUUUUGGUCUCCAUCCUGCGUGUGCAUGAAGAGUCUGACAUGGGGGUAAAGGGGGGAAUUGAUUUGAGAGAAAAUGCCGAGACAACGGGGACGUUGGGAGCAAAUAACAAGGCAGAUAAAGAGAAUCAAAUGUUGGCAGACAGCUGGCGAACAACAGAAAACAUCGCUCUGGAAGAGUUACCUUGUCAAAUCAUAGAUAUGAUGUCCCCGACGUCCGCAGAUGAGACAGUUGAUUUUGUAAGUGAACCUGACCCAGAUCUUAUAGCCUCAGCACGAUUUAAAAAGCUCAAGCUUGAAUUCCUUUUAGCAGUGGAAAAAAUCAGGAGAGAAACAAAGCUAACUAAAUCCAGGGCUCAGCAGACCAGACAAAAACCUGUCCUUUACACUGGAGUACAGAAGAAUUGUCAACAAGGUCCUAAACCCUGCUGUGAAUCUCCACCAGUUUCCAAACACCUUAGUUUUCCCCAAGAGGAGUCUUGCUGUAAAAUAUCAACAACUGUACAUUCAAAUUUUUCAAACAUUCUGAGCUCAGCCGAACAAAUUGCCACUUCAGUGGCAUCCCAGAGAAUUCAUGAAAGCGGUACCUGUACAUAUACAGAAUCCAACAAACCAAUUGAUACAACCCAUGCGGGAGUUGGUACCACCCCAUUGGAUGGUGCCUGGGUAGACACUACAGAGGGUUUACUGGAUUGGAGGACGGGAGGUGCUAGCUUUAGUGGCCGAGUGCCUGCAAUGGAGAACCAGGGACUCCCACUGCCAAUGGAUUCCAAAUUCAAUUUUCACAUUUCAAACGAUGUGUUAAAUACAAUUUGUGACUUAGAAAGUAGACCAAAUUUAACAUUCAGCAGAAAAGGCAGAGGUGAUAGGACAGAAACAGCUAGCACUUCCUGUAAAGUUGCCAAACUGUCUUCUGGGGUGGGGUCUGAGCAUUCCGAGAAUGGUGAGUUGUCCAGUGGGAGUAGGACUUCUGGGACAGGGGAUGGGGGUGGUACAAGUGAAUCUGAUGACAUGUCCACCAAAGGGCAGCACCAGGAUGUCAAAUGUAAGCGAUACAAAAGAACUCAAGAGGCACUUCAAAGCUCAGGGCUUCUGGAUGUGACCAUGAAGACUGCUGAGCUCAUCAAAAGAAAUCGGCAGCUACAGAAAGACAUUCAGGAUUUCAAGAAAGAAACUGUUGAGUUUCUAAAAUCAGUGUUAAAGAAUCCAGAAAAUAAAGAAUAUGCAAAAGUUAUUCAUGGCAAAACUUCAACAUCAUGAAAGAAAGACAUUUGUACAGCAGCAAUGAUUUGAAUGUAGUGUUAGAUGAUUGGCAGUAAGAAUGCUAUACUGUUCUCUGCAGGAACUUUUCGCUGUUAUUUCAAAAUUCCAAUGAUAUUUUUUUAUAUGAUGAAUUACCAUUUAUAGAUAAUUUAAGUAUUUAUUUUAAGUUAAAAUAGAUGUACUUGAUUUAGUAGAAACUCUCAUAUAUAUGAAGAGGUCCACUUAUUCUUCCAUAGAUUAAACAUGUUUUAUGUUAGCUAUUAAAUUUGAUUUUUGAUAAUUUAAUUCUAACCCUGAACUAAAAAAAUUAGACAAAAUGCCGUCAUAAUUGAAGGUAAUAAUAUUUACAUGGAUUGAAAUCUUGUAUGUGACACUAUAUAGGUAGUACUGUUUGGUAGACUGACAAAUGAAAAUAAUAAGAAGGUUUACAUAUGUGGAAACUUGUGACACCUCUACAGACUGGGAUACUUAAAAAAUAAUGACGCAACCAUCAUCUUGUGUACUUUAGCUUAAAACAGAUUAUUGACAUUAAAUUUCAUAUAAUUCAUCAAGAAGCAGCAUCUAGAGGCAAAAUUUAAAAUAUCAAACUAAUAAUAUCUUAAUUUUGCAACAAAUAUUAAUACUGUGGUUUCAUUUUUGAAUUUAUUAACAUUAAUAGUUUGUGGAUUUUGUAAAGUGCACAGUUUUAAAGACUCUCAGACUAUGGUCCUAUCAAUACAUCAUAAUAAAGAAAAUAGAACUUCAAUAAAAAAAUCAGUUCAACAAAUGAGUUCAGAUAAAACACAAAGUCACAAUAUUCACAAAGAGAGACUCAUAGUUCAUUCACAUUGUUAUAUAAACAGUACUGUAUAUGUAAUUGAAUUGUAGAAUUGGUUUUAGAUUUUGAAAUCUAAAAUUAUCUUUCUUUUGUUAUUUUUUUUAUGGUAAACAUGGGUGUUCAAUUGAUGCUAAAGUAAAUUUCAUAAUUCGUUUUAAUUAUAGGAUUACGUUGUUACUUAAAAGUUUUACAAUGUAUGAUUAAAGUACAUUCAAUAACUGUAUAUACAUGUACAAUAUAUGUGUGUGUGUGUGUGUUUGUGUGUGUUUGUGUGUGUGUGU